AUGUUACAUACAGUGAAGGCGGUUGACGACGACAAACCCCCUUUUAUCGACGAGAAUGAACGGACAAUGGAUCCGUAUGUGAACGACGUGGUGAAUACAGAGCUCCUACGUCUAGCGGAUUGUACUUCAUCCUCCAGCGAAAGAGACGUGCCAGUCUCGAGCAGCGGCUCGAGACGCAAGAGAAAGCGUAACGCCAAAAAAGGCACUCCGAUAUUCGAGACGACAUUAUCGUCAACCGAUAACGAAGAUGAUAUUGUAGUGACGAAUUACGUAUUUGCGCGGCAUGUAUACUGGCUGGCAGUUUCGACUGACUUGCGCGGCAGUGCACGAGAAGAAAGAGGGUGGCCUCCCCCGUGGGGAUUGCACCAACGACAACUGGCUUAA
Peronospora matthiolae is the source of this 384-nucleotide messenger RNA. Lineage: Eukaryota; Oomycota; Peronosporomycetes; Peronosporales; Peronosporaceae. The record is from the annotation of a GenBank genome assembly.